AUGUUAGAAGAGAUACUGAUUGAAACGAUGAGAAAACCGGACGGCGGAUGGGGAUGGAUGGUCGCGUUUUCCUCUUUAAUACUCGGCGUAUUAAUUAACGGAAUCUGUCUUACUUAUGGAAUUUUCUUUCCGGUAUUCCUCAAGCAUUUUGAUGAAAGUCCCGUUGUCAGCGUCUUGGUGAACAAGUAUGAUAGUAGGAAGGUGGUCGCUUUUGGAACCGUGAUAACCAGUGGCGGAUUUUUCCUUUCCUCGUUUUCACAAUCUCUGAAUGUGUUGUUGAUCUUCUACAGCAUUGCGGGAGGUAUUGGCAUUGGUAUAAUCUACCUACCUUCGAUUGUGAUUAUUGGCGUUUAUUUCGACAAACGACGAGCCUUAGCUACGGGAAUAGCUGUUAGUGGAGGCGGGGUCGGCGCCUUUGUCUUUGCACCAAUCACGGAGCAUCUUUUGGAAACAUACGGCUGGCGAGGAACAAUGUGGAUCAUGUCUGCCAUAAUUCUGAACGGUGUUGUCAUCUCCGCUACCUUUAGACCAAUAUGA
This is a messenger RNA of Pecten maximus, 537 nucleotides long. RefSeq names its product monocarboxylate transporter 13-like. The record is from RefSeq and is a predicted model, not a curated record. Gene Ontology annotation, molecular function: monocarboxylic acid transmembrane transporter activity. Bases 1 to 537 code for a protein of 178 amino acids. NCBI's taxonomy places the organism in Eukaryota, Metazoa, Mollusca, Bivalvia, Pectinida, Pectinidae. The transcript has 4 exons. Gene Ontology annotation, biological process: transmembrane transport; monocarboxylic acid transport.